AUGGUCCCUCCUGUCUCCUCCCCCUCCCUCCUACUCCUGGUCCCUCCUGCCUACACCUCCUCCCUCCUACUCCUGGUCCCUCCUGUCUCCUCCCCCUCCCUCCUACUCCUGGUCCCUCCUGCCUACACCUCCUCCCUCCUAUUCCUGGUCCCUCCUGCCUACUCCUCCUCCCUCCUCCCAUUCCUGGCCCCUCCUGUCUCCUCCCCCUCCCUCCUACUCCUGGUCCCUCCUGCCUACACCUCCUCCCUCCUACUCCUGGUCCCUCCUGCCUACACCUCCUCCCUCCUAUUCCUGGUCCCUCCUGCCUACACCUCCUCCCUCCUACUCCUGGUCCCUCCUGCCUACACCUCCUCCCUCCUACUCCUGGUCCCUCCUGCCUACACCUCCUCCCUCCUACUCCUGGUCCCUCCUGCCUCCUCCAUCUUCCCACUCCUGGUCCCUCCUGCCUCCUCCACCCUCCCACUCCUGGUCCCUCCUGCCUCCUGGUCCCUCCUGCCUCCUCCUCCUCCCUCCCGCUCCUGGUCCCUCCUCCCUCCUGCCUACAGCUCCUUCCUCCCACUCCUGGGUGAUUCUCACAAAAUCCAGAUUUAA
This is a messenger RNA of Knipowitschia caucasica, 591 nucleotides long. The record is from the annotation of a GenBank genome assembly. Lineage: Eukaryota; Metazoa; Chordata; Actinopteri; Gobiiformes; Gobiidae.